GCCACCAAGCGGGCGUGCAGCGGCAGCGGCUACAUGAGCGCGACGGGGGUGGCGGCCGGGCAGCGGCCCCGCAGCUCGGGGGUCCCGGGCUCCCGCGGCGCAUCACGCCCGCGCCCGCGCCCGCCGGCAGUCGCCCAGCCCGGAGAGCACGGCGUGCCGCUGGGGCUCAGCGAGGCUCAGAAGCGGGUGCUGGACUUGGAGAAGAGCGUGCAGUUCCUGCAGCAGCAGCACUCGGAGACGCUGGUCAAGCUCCACGAGGAGAUCGAGUACCUGAAGCGGGAGAACAAGGAUCUCCACUACAAGCUCAUCAUGAACCAGAAACCGCAGAAGAAAGGCAGCAUGUCGAGCUCCAGCCUUCAGUCCAGCAAGUCCGUCUCGAAUACGACGGUGUCGGCCAGCUCUCAGGGCAAGGCCAGGCCCCAGCCCGGCUCCUCUAAGAAGCAAGACUGGAAAGCUGAAGUCCCCCAGAAGCCGGACCUGGAGGAGGAGACCUCGGUCACCACCCUGCUUCAGGGCGGCAGGGUGGACAAGGCCCUCGGGGUGCAGGGGCUUGUUAAUAAGGAGGAAGAAGCAGACAGUGGUAGCGUAGUGCCCCCCUGGGCGGUGGGCAGCCAGCACAAGGGCAGGCAGGUGCCAGGGGCGCCCCCCUUGGCGGGCCUGCCCCUGCAUCUGCGCAAGCCUGCCACGCUGCAGCAGUGUGAGGUCGUCAUCCGGCAGCUGUGGAAUGCCAACCUCCUGCAGGCGCAGGAGCUGCAACACCUCAAGUCGCUCCUGGGAGGGAGCCAGAGGCCCAGGGCGGGCCCCGAGGAGGCUGGGCCCAGCUCCCCCAGGGACCAGGAGGCCCUGCACUUGGGGUCCACGCAGCUCCCCAAGGUUGCCGCCAAGGGCAUCUCUAAGAAAUGCCUGAUCCUGAGCCGGGCGCCUGUGGCGGAGCGCGCCAUCCUGCCAGCGCUGAAGCAGAGCCUCAAGACCAGUUUCGCGGAGCGGCAGCGGCGGCUACAGGCGGUGCAGGGCCGGAGGCUGCGCCGCUUGCCGCUCUGAGUGCCGGUGCGGCCGCCACGCUGCACGACUGCACCCACGGACUCCCAGUGCUCGUAAGCCAAGCCAACUUCCCAUCAACCAGGCCCACGGAGGAUGCCGCCCGUGGCCUCAGGGCUGGGAACUGCUUAUUUUCCCGUUCAGUUAUUUUGCUAUUCCGCGUUCUCACGCCUGUGUUAUGAAAUAAGCAUGAGCCUACCUGUCGAAGACUGGAAAUAAAGCUCGUUUCUCC
Molecule: messenger RNA, 1270 nt
Organism: Dama dama (fallow deer)
Lineage: Eukaryota; Metazoa; Chordata; Mammalia; Artiodactyla; Cervidae
Product: coiled-coil domain-containing protein 74B-like
Exons: 8
Coding region: 34-1041 (335 amino acids)
Source: RefSeq, a predicted model, not a curated record